Molecule: messenger RNA, 912 nt
Organism: Uncinocarpus reesii 1704
Lineage: Eukaryota; Fungi; Ascomycota; Eurotiomycetes; Onygenales; Onygenaceae
Exons: 5
Coding region: 1-912 (303 amino acids)
Biological process (GO): Golgi organization
Cellular component (GO): endoplasmic reticulum-Golgi intermediate compartment; endoplasmic reticulum; membrane
Source: RefSeq, a predicted model, not a curated record
AUGGCGCAGAUCCGCGGUACCGCCGGUUACAAUCUGGGCCACAGCAACCCGUUUGUUAGUCCUGGGAGGGCUGAUGUUACCAACGACCCGAGUCCCCUGGAUGCGAUUCGCGAGCACACCAGCAAGAUUGAAGACUGGUUGGAGACUAUUUCGGACCCUGUGAAGCCAUAUCUUCCCGCAAUUGGUCGUUUUUUGAUCGUUGUUACUUUCCUUGAAGAUUCCCUACGGAUAUUGACCCAAUGGUCCGACCAGCUCGCAUAUCUUCACGAAUUCAGACACUUCCCGAGAGGAGUUUCUCACAUCUUCCUUCUCACGAACGUCAUUGCCAUGUUGAUCUGUUCCGUUUUUGUCAUUGGUCGUAAACAUAGUGAAUACGCCGUCGCCGGUCUGCUUGGAGUUGUUGUCUCUCAGGCUCUUGGAUACGGUCUAGUUCUUGAUUUGACCUUUUUUGUUCGCAAUCUCAGUGUGAUCGGUGGGCUUCUCAUGGUCCUUUCAGACUCGUGGGUUCGCAAGAAGUUUGUCCCCGCUGGCCUUCCUCAGCUUGAAGAGAAAGAUCGCAAGAUGUAUGUCCAGUUUGCUGGGCGCGUUUUGCUCAUCUUCCUGUUUAUUGGGUUCAUUUUCUCCGGAACCUGGGGUUUCUGGCGCAUUUUGGUCAGUCUUCUUGGGUUCGUUGCCUGCGUCAUGGUCGUUGUUGGAUUCAAGGCCAAGUGGAGUGCCACUAUUUUGGUUGUGGUUCUCAGCAUCUUCAAUAUCCUGGUCAACAACUUUUGGACGCUCCAUUCCAAGCACCCUCAUAAGGAUUUUGCCAAAUAUGACUUUUUCCAGACUCUCUCCAUUGUUGGUGGUCUUCUUCUGCUCGUGAACAUGGGUCCCGGACAGCUCAGCAUGGAUGAAAAGAAAAAAGUCUACUAA